Lactuca sativa (garden lettuce) is the source of this 792-nucleotide messenger RNA. RefSeq lists its product as uncharacterized. Gene Ontology annotation, molecular function: zinc ion binding; nucleic acid binding. The record is from RefSeq and is a predicted model, not a curated record. NCBI's taxonomy places the organism in Eukaryota, Viridiplantae, Streptophyta, Magnoliopsida, Asterales, Asteraceae.
AUGGCAGGAGGAUCAAAAGAAGAGGGAUCAAAAGAGGUUGUGGCUCAAGGUACUGUUGUACCAUUUCAAUGUCCUAAAUUAACUGAAACCAAUUAUACUACUUGGUCUAUUAUGAUUGAAACUGUUUUGAGAGCAUAUGGACAUUGGGAUGCAAUAACCAAAGAUGCAGUUGCUAAACACAAGAAUGCAAAAGAUGUUUGGGAAUCAAUCAAGGUUAGGUAUAUUGGAGCUGAACGGGUGCAAAAAGCAAGGCUGCAAACCUUAAGAAAUGAAUUGGAGAUGCUUAAGAUGAAGGAAAACGAGUCAAUCAAUGACUUUUCGGGCAAAAUAAGUGGUAUUGUUGCCAAGUUCAAAAGUCUUGGUUCAACUCUUGAAGAGGAGGUGAUUGUAAGGAAGUUUCCCAAUUCAGUUCCAAACAAGUACUUGCCAAUAGUAGCUCCAAUCGAACAAUAUUCUGACCUUGAAACUAUGACAUUUGAAGAAGCUGUUAGAAGGGUCAAAGCCUAUGAAGAAAGGCUUCAAAGUCAUGAAGAAAAGGAGGAAGAGCAAGGUCAACUCAUGAUGGAAAGUAAACAAAGACAUGGUGAUAGUAGUGGACAUGGAAGAGGACGUGGAAAGAACUUUGAAAGAGGUGGAAGAGGCUGGGGAAGAGGAAAAGGUCAAGGUGACAAGAGUGGCAUUCGAUGCUAUGAUUGUGGAGACUUUGGACACUUUAGCUGUGAAUGCACUAAGUGGAAUGAAAAACACAAAGAAGCAAACUUGAUUGAAGAUGAAGAACCGGCUUUGCUGUGA